This is a messenger RNA of Striga asiatica, 369 nucleotides long. The record is from the annotation of a GenBank genome assembly. Lineage: Eukaryota; Viridiplantae; Streptophyta; Magnoliopsida; Lamiales; Orobanchaceae.
AUGUUGGGAAAAAAGCUAGGUUCAAUGAAGAAACUAGCCAAGAGGGAUAAAUCGAUUCUGGCCGGGCCUUCGUACUUUGAUUACGGCUCUCUAAGGGAAAAUCAAGUAAGGUGCAAGCCCACGAACACUCCCACAGGGACAUUUCCGGUAUAUGUGGGCGAAAAACGGGAGAGGUUUGUGGUCCACACGAACCACCUUUCUCACCCGUUGUUCAAGAUUUUGCUUGAUAAGGCUCGGGAUGAAUUUGGGUUCGGGCAGAGGAGUGGAUUGGUCUUGCCAUGUAGCGUGGACGCAUUUCAGGGGAUUAUGAUCGCCGUUGAAAAUAGCAAUGGGUUCGAUUUUGGGGACUUGGUUGGGGAAUUUCUUUAG